Molecule: messenger RNA, 5853 nt
Organism: Henningerozyma blattae CBS 6284
Lineage: Eukaryota; Fungi; Ascomycota; Saccharomycetes; Saccharomycetales; Saccharomycetaceae
Exons: 1
Coding region: 1-5853 (1950 amino acids)
Biological process (GO): Golgi to plasma membrane transport; exocytosis
Cellular component (GO): exocyst; plasma membrane
Molecular function (GO): phosphatidylinositol-4,5-bisphosphate binding
Source: RefSeq, a predicted model, not a curated record
AUGGUUAGCGUCAACUCUCCGUUCAAAAGAAAAUCUAGGGAAAACAAAUCCCAAGAUACUGCUGAUUCAACCAAUUCGGAGCGUAGAUAUGCCUUUUUCAAUCGAAGAAGCGCCUCUUCUAAUAAUGCAAACACUACUUCGAAUACACAUGCUGAUUUGAUUCCAAAGAAUGCUAUUUCUAAUCCUGUGCUUCAGUCAUUACCAAAUUCUACACAACAAAUGAAAUUAUUGCCAGCAGGUCCAGACAAUUUAGCAAUGAAUACCCAACACUCUAUACCACCGAUCAUGAGUAAUCACCCAUUAAAUAAAACACCAAACUUUAAUACUUCCCAGCAACAAUUUGUUACUCCUGUAUCUACUAAUAACAACCCCGCAAUGAGAUUUUCAAAUGCAGAAUCACAAUCUAUGGCGUUUAGAACAAGUACGAAUACUAACGCAUCGGUAAUGACUGGAAGUGCAUCAUCUACAAAACCAAUUAAUAAUCGAUAUUCGGGUAUAUCCACUACCAAUAAUAUUGGUAAUGAGGUUACUGGAAGUGCCUGUAAUACUACCCCUCUCACUCAUAUCAACUCUUCAAAUUCUUCUACCCCAAAAAGAAGUCCAAUUAAUCAAACGAAUAAAUCAACAAUUAAUACGUCUACUACAGGCCCUACCCCACCCGUUUCAGGCCAAAAUUAUUCUCAUUCAAGAGUUAUAUCAAAUACAUCUUCACAAAGUUCUACUACGAAUUUCCUUGCCGAACAAUAUGAAAGAGAUAGGAAGAAUAUUAUUCUAACAUGUUUUAGCAAACCAAACCCAAAUACUUUUGAACCUCCCGAUAACUACAUUACUCAUGUAAGAAUAACUGAAGAUUCUAAAUACCAAAAUUCAAGACCUCCAUUAGAUUCAAAUUUGAAAAAUAAAAAACAGAGAAUGCUAAUAAUGAGUGCAAAGGCUCAAGAUAAAGGAGUAGUUUUAUUACAUAAAGCAAAAGAAAGUCAGCCUGGCUAUUUCCAAAUUGGAAGAACUUGGAAUUUAAAAGAAUUAACUUCCUUAGAGAGAGACCCUGAGAUAGAAACCGGAUUUAUUUGUCAUUUGGGGAAACCUUACUAUUGGAAAACUAGAUCUACAAAAGAAAGAACAGUUUUUGUUAAAUCAAUUGUGAAUGUUUACAUGCAAGCUUUUGAUGGCCGUGUACCACAAUUAAUCAAUUGGAAUUUAAGAAUCUUCCAUUUAGAUGAGAAUAGCUAUCAAAGAGCAAUGAGAACACGGGAAAAUAAAAACAUUAACAAUGAUAGCAGAAUUUCUAUGGGGCAAAGUUCACUGAUGACUCCGCAACGGUCUUCACAGUUUAAUCUUUCUCAUAAUUCACCACCAUUAAAUUCACCACUUUCAAUUCCUAAUAAUAUAAUGACAAGUCCAGUUAACAAUAGGAUAAGUACUGUACCAACACCGCCUACUUCCCCUUUACCAUUUUCAGUGUCCACUCCAAAUUUCUCAAAUAAAAUAGAUACUACCUAUUCUCCCCAAUACCUCAACCGGGCAACUACUUCAAAUUGUAAUAGAAAUCAAUUUCAACAAUUUUAUAACAAUAAUGAUAAUACUACUUCAAGUCCACCUCCAAGAGGAAAGUCACCCACUACAGAAUCUUCACAACAGUUGAAUAAUCUUAAUAGCCCAAUAUCAAAGGAAACUUACUUUCCUUCACCAACACAUGCCCCACCUUCUCCACCUUCGGCUCUACAACCUACUUCACCGCUUCAACAUGAAUCUCAUAACCCGUUAAAUUUCUGGUCUAGAAAUAGUUCGAAACGUAGUUCAAGAGAAUUUUUAAGAAGCUCAAAUUCAAAUGUUAAUUCAAAUAUAAAUUUAAUUUCAAUUAAUACCAAAGAUACUACAACAAAUUAUGAUCUUAUGAAAAAUAUAGAACUUGAUCAACAAAAGAAAAAUUUGUAUAACCAUCAGCAAAUGAGUGGAACAGAGCCUUAUGAAAUCCAACAACAAAACACUAAUACAUUAGAUUCUAUAAAAAAGAAACAAUAUCUUCAAGACUCAGAUUUAGAAAAUGCCAGAAAUGAGCAAGAACUGAAUAGACUUGCUUUAGCAAAUCAAGAAAUAGAGGAACAAAAGGCUCUCGCAAGAAUUCACUCAUCAAAACAACAGACACAACAAGACCAUGAUAUGGGAAGACAAAAAAACGAAGCAGAAGAAAAUGAAAGGUUAAGAGAUAUAGAAAAUAAAGAAAGACAAAGGAGAGAAGAAGAGGAAUUGGAGAGAAUCAGAAGAGAAGAGGAAGAAAAUAAAAGAAUUCAUCAAGAAAAGGAAAUGAUACAAAAAAUUGAAAGAGAGAAUCUCGAAAGAGAAAGAAGGAGAAUUGAAACUGAAAGAAUAGAAGAAGAAAAAAGACAACAACAGCAAAUUGAUUUUGAAAGAAAGCAAAGAGAGGAUGUUGAAUUAAGAAGAAAACAAGAAAAACAACUAGAACUUCAAAAAGAACAAUUGCAACAGAUUGAACAACAAAGAAAACACCAGCAAUAUAUGGAACAUCAGAAAAACGAGCAAGAAAAUGUGACGGUGAUUAAAAAUAAGUUUAUAAAAAGGAAUACUCAACAGCAAUUACAUUCACAAUUAUUAUCUAGUAUCAAUGACUAUACUUCCAAUAGUAAUUCUACUGAUAAUGUUGUUCAAAAGGCUAAUGAUAGUACUUCCAAACUUCAAAACUUUUUGGAUUCUACUGACCAAAGUCAUAUCACUUUAGUCGAUGAGGAUUUCAAUUCUCCUCCAGAUAUCUCACUACCUAAAAUUACUAAUUCUUCUACCUUGAACAAUAAUUCCCUUAUACCCAAUACCUCUAAUUUAGCAUCUGGCAAAACAUGCACAAGCAUUUCUGGCCCAAUUCCUUCUGAAGCCAUAGUACAAGAACCUGCAUUGCAUCAAGCACCAUUGAGAAGGAUAUCUCAGAAGAGAAUAACCACUAAUCUAGUAGAACCAAAUGAUGAUCAAUCUGGAUCACCAGUUUUUCAAAAGACACCUGCAGUAAAGAAAGAUGAAAUGGCUCAGAUCCAAGGUACUGCAAGAAAUUCAGAUGAACCAACACAGAUGAAUAACAAUGAUAAUAUGCUAGCUAAUCUGAAUUCGGUCCUGACUGAAAAAGUGGAUUCAACUCCAGACAGUGAUGAAUUUGAAUUUACAGACAACAGUGAAUUACCCACACCUACUGAUGAUAAAUCUUUUAUCCAAACUGAACCAUUACAUCUAAAAAGGCGGUCAUCUGAUGACCAGCCAGAGAAGAGAUCGUACACCCUUUCCCAAGUAAAAUACCCCCCUACUCCUCCAAGCUCUGCUCUCCCUAUUGCACCACUAUCUAAUUCUCCAGUUUUACAGGUAAACCAACAACAAAUACCAGAAGUAAGAGGGAGGUGCCGUAAAAUUGUUCACAAACCAAAUAACCCGUUUGCUAUUAGUGAAGAGGUUAACAAUAACAUUAGUAUUCCAGAGGAACCAAUAGGUUCAAAUAUACCAUUCGGUUCAGAUAACUCCCUUCACGAAGUAAGUAGUAACAAUGAUAGUAUUUUUAGUGAUGAAGUACUUCCUCACAGAUUUCAUAAGGUUUCUAUUAUUGAGGAAGAACAGCCAGAUAUCCCACAAUUAGAAGCUUUAGAAAAAGAAAAAGGCACAACACUUUCCAAAGAUAUUCUAACAAGACCACCUCUAAUUGAUAUUGAUGAUGAUGAGAUGAAUGAAAUUCUUGCUGACAUUAAUUGGGAUGGGAAGGAAGACCCCGAUGAGAUGCUGGACAAGCUAGAUCGAAAAAUUGCGGAUGAAAAGCAUUCUCUGAAUAACAAUUUGAUAUCUUUAGAAGGAUCUGGAUCUACUCUCAAACCAUAUCAAUUAGCGGUUACCAAAGAAUGUGAAAAAAUGGAUCCAACAAUAUCUCUGUUUCUAAUGGAAAUGGGUAAUGUAGCUGAUGAUAUUGAAUAUAUUGAACAGCAAAAUAAUGGGCUUCAAGUAGAAAGUGCAAAUAAAAAAAUGUUAUGGAAUACCCUUUCCCAACUCUUGAAUAGUGUUUCGAUGGAUCAAGAUACGUUAUAUGAACUUUUAUCGAAACCAAUUAGUGAGCAUAAUCUAGGUAGAAUGGAUAAUCAACUAGAAAAGUUAUUCAGUGCGUUAAUUGCAAUAAAAGGUGAAAAAUCAUCAGUUCAUGAUUAUUUGGGUGGAAUGUCUGCACUUCAACAAAGGCGACAAACAUAUGAAAAAGUUACCUCUGCAUUUCUUAUUAGAGUAGUUGAUGAAUUGACAAAAAUGUUUAGUAAUAUAGAACAUAUGAAGAAUACACAAUUGACCAAUAUCUUAUCUAGACUGCUAGUAUUUUCUUCUUUGACAAGAUUCUGCAAGGAUGUAUCCCCAAAUUCAUAUGAAACAAUUAUGGAAAAAUGGAAUGAGACUGCUCAUAAUAUUUACAGUGAUGAGGGAUCAAGAUUAUUAAAUAUUUUUGAGAAGAAUAACAACCAAAGUUUUACAAAUAAUGAGUCAGAGAAUAUGGUUACUUUAGCUUCAAUAAAUAAAUUCUUCGUUGAUAUUUUACAAUAUAAGAAGGGUAGCUUAGAUUAUUCAACAAAAUUAAACGCUGCCCCUCCCGAACUGAAUAUAGUAUUAGGAAUAUUAGAUAUCUUGGAAACAAUCGAGAGAGAAUGCAUUGUAUAUCAAAACUUUUUGGAUAACUUCUUCCACCUUUCUGAUAACCGAGAUUUCAGCAAAUUUAUUGCUCAAUAUCGUGAUUUAAAUUCACGGGUUGUUUCUUUGGAAGAAAUCAAGACUAUGGAUUCAGAUAGAAAAUCGGCAACUUUAAUUAAUGAGUUAGUUUCCAAAGCUUUUCACAACACUAUAACAGAUAUCAGCUCAUAUUUGGUCCAUAGGAUCAAGGAAUUACCUUCAAUUUCACCAUCUUUGUUAAUGUAUUUACAAAGCAGAUCAAAAGCUUUAGAGAAUUCUAAUCAAGAAUAUUUAUUAGGAGCUACACAAAGAUUAAUAAAUCAAAUUAAACAAGCAUGGCUUGACUUUGUAAAGGAUGAGUCAAUAUUUAUCGAACGUGCUUUUAUCGAUUAUUCCGAUAUAUCUGUGGCCCCAUUUUUGUUAACCGUUAUUGUGAUAAUGAAAAAUACAGAAGAAAUUUAUAGUAGGACAAAACAAUUAGUUUUAGGAAAUGAAUCACUAGAAAAUGAUGAAACGCUUUUAUUAGUUCAUAAGGGCUUCGAAAACUUAGGCAUAGAAAUCGUUCAUUCAUUGUCAAAGCCUUCUGAUACUAUUUCCCAGAAUCCAUCGGCAGAUGUGAGUAAGAAAUUACUAUCAUUAAUAUUAAACAGUAAUUGGUUAAUCAAAACUUUUGCAUAUGUGAAUGUGAAUGAUGUUUUAAACCAGCCCUUGGUAGAAAUCAAAAUCACCUUUGAUAACUAUAAAGAAUUAUACGUUACACAUAGAUUAAGACAGACGAUGCCUAAAUUAACUUCGUUUGUUUCAGGUGCUCUUAAUUUAUUGAGAAAUAAUCGUAAUAGAGGAACUCUCAAUCCUGCACGUCGGGCAGCUUAUAGUAAACAAAAUUUGGAUAAUAUGUUGUCUGGAUAUACACCUCAGGAAAUUGAUAAUUUAAUCUCAAAAUUGCAUCAACAAGUCGUUACAGACUUUAACAUUUCCUCCAGCGAUAUAAUUCAAGACACGCUGAUUGAAAAAAUUUGGUCCAGCUUGCAAGGUAGUACUGUUUCGUUAUAUUUACAAUUGGCAACCUUAAUGGAAAAAAAUUAUAGGGGCUCUAUUUUACAAUUCUCCAAAAAUGACAUUAUCCUUUCCUUUGAAAAAUAUAGGAAACAGACCCAAUAA